Molecule: messenger RNA, 1152 nt
Organism: Pyricularia pennisetigena
Lineage: Eukaryota; Fungi; Ascomycota; Sordariomycetes; Magnaporthales; Pyriculariaceae
Exons: 2
Coding region: 175-1152 (325 amino acids)
Biological process (GO): cell wall modification
Molecular function (GO): pectinesterase activity
Source: RefSeq, a predicted model, not a curated record
GAGGCGCCGCCAACCCUCUGGGAUCAGCAUGUAUUCACUCCACCCCAUCCCUUCCCUUCCUCGCAGCGCCUGCCGCCCUCCUCUCCCCGGCUCUCCCCGCACAACAGGCUUAGCGAUUUGACCAAAAACCGCCCUCCGCCCCCCCUUCCCGUUCCCCCGCUUCAUAUCGCAACAAUGGUCUCCCUCACGCUGGCGAUCCUGUCCCUCGCGGCAGGAGCCCUGGGGGCAUCGAGGACCAGCGCGCCGGCGGGCUGCAUCACGGUGCGGUCGGGCGCCAGCAUCCAGCAGGCGGUCAACUCGCUGUCGACGACGGCGUCGGGCACACAGUGCAUCUUCCUGGAGAGUGGCACGUACCGGGAGCAGGUGCUGGUGCCGGCGCGCAAGGCCCAGCUGACCAUCUACGGCUACACGACCGACACGCUGAGCCACAACGCCAACGGGGCGCUCAUCACGCAGCGCAAGUCGCAAAAGGACGGCCUGUCCAACGACGAGACGGCCACGCUGCGCGUCAAGGCCGCCAACUUCAAGCUCUACAACGUCAACGUCGACAACAGCUACGGCGAGGGCAGCCAGGCCGUCGCCCUGAGCGCCUACGCCGACAGCGGCUACUAUGGCUGCCGCUUCACCGGCUUCCAGGACACCGUGCUGGCCCACCAGGGCAAGCAGCUGUACGCAAGGUGUCUGGUCCAGGGCGCCACCGACUUUGUGUUUGGCCAGUACGCCGCCGCGUGGUUCGAGAAGAACGACGUGAGGGUCUUGGGCAAGUCUCUUGGGUACAUUACCGCAAAUGGCCGUCUCGACAACAACAACCCGUCCUAUUACGUCUUCAACAACUGCAACGUCGCCGCGGCGUCGGGCCAGACCGUGCCCCGAGGUGCCUACUACCUCGGCCGACCGUGGCGCGAGUUUGCGCGUGUCGUGUUCCAGAACACGGCCAUGACCGAGGUCAUCAACGCCGCGGGGUGGAAGAUCUGGAACACGGGCGACGAGCGCACCAGCAACGUCCUGUUUGGCGAGUACGGCAACUCGGGCGCCGGGUCGCAGGGUCAGCGCGCGUCCUUUUCGAGGAAGCUGGGUUCGGCCGUCGGCAUCGACUCGAUCCUGGGCAGCGGUCACCGCAGCGCCGCUUUCUAUGACGCUUCUUAUAUGUAG